This is a messenger RNA of Colletotrichum spaethianum, 1437 nucleotides long. Its product is annotated as putative aspartokinase. NCBI's taxonomy places the organism in Eukaryota, Fungi, Ascomycota, Sordariomycetes, Glomerellales, Glomerellaceae. The record is from RefSeq and is a predicted model, not a curated record. The transcript is spliced from 2 exons. Gene Ontology annotation, molecular function: aspartic-type endopeptidase activity. Gene Ontology annotation, biological process: proteolysis. The coding region runs from base 1 to 1437 and encodes 478 amino acids.
AUGAAGUCGACAAUAUUACUCGCCUUGGCGGCUUCGCUUCUGUCCGUCGACGGACUGGUACUCAGGAAGAGCGAGAGUAGUGCACCGAAGGUAGUAGGUCUGGAUCUGCACAGAGCGACAAUACCGUACACCCGCAACAAAAGAGAUGUGCUGCGGAAGAGAGGUUCUGUAUUAGCCACUAUGGACAACUUAGAAACUUUGUACUUCGUCAAUGGCUCCCUCGGAACACCAGCGCAACCAAUGAGGUUACACCUCGACACGGGCAGCAGUGAUCUUUGGGUUAACACCGCCAGCUCGAGCCUCUGCCAAGGCCAAGGCUCGCCGUGUUCGGUGUCGGGAACUUACUCAGCCAACGAUUCGUCAACUUACAAAUAUGUCGGAAGCUGGUUCAACAUCUCGUACGUCGACGGGUCGGGAGCGAGCGGAGACUACGUGACCGACACGUUCACCAUCGGCGGAUCCACCUUGACCGACUUCCAGUUUGGUAUCGGCUACACGAGCUCCUCAGCUCAGGGUAUCUUGGGUGUGGGCUACAAGGUCAACGAAGUACAGGUCGGACGUGCCGGUAUGGCAGCCUACGACAACCUCCCUGCGAAAAUGGUGUCCGAGGGCCUCAUCCAGUCAAGCGCCUUCAGCCUGUGGCUGAACGAUCUGGAUGCUAGUAAGGGGAGCAUCCUCUUUGGGGGAGUCGACACCGAUCAUUUCGAGGGCGAGCUGAAGACGGUGCCCAUCCAGAAGGAGUCUGGCACCUUUGCCGAGUUUCUCAUCACCCUGACGAAGGUGACGCUUGGCUCAAAAACUUUGGAAGACAACAUGGCUCUGGCUGUGCUGCUCGACUCAGGCUCUUCCCUCACCUACCUUCCCGACGACAUGGUUACGACUAUUUUUUCCAUGGUCGGCGCCGUUUACCAGCAAGAAGAAGGCGUCGCCUUUAUCCCCUGCUCCACUGCUAACACUGGCGCCAACAUGACAUUUACCUUUUCAGAAGCCACCAUCACGGUACCCAUCGACGAACUGGUUCUCGAUCUCGUUGCUAUCACAGGCAAGCGUACUUCGUUCUCCAAUGGUGUGCAGGCUUGCCUUUUCGGUAUUGCUCCGGCCGGCGAUGGCACCAACGUUCUCGGCGACACGUUCCUGCGCUCCGCAUACGUGGUCUAUGACAUUGACAACAACGAAGUCUCCCUGGCGCAGACGAAGUACAACGCCACGAGCUCCAAUGUACUCGAAAUCGGCAAGGGUAGCGGAUCCGUACCAUCCGCCGUUGCCGUCGCAAGCCCCGUAACUGCCACCGACGGUCUCGUGCGAGGAGGAGGAGGGGUAGGAAGUGGAAGCGGAUCAUCAUCACAAAACGCGGCCCCUUCAAUGACGCCAUUGGCGGCGUCAUUACUUGCGGGAUCAGUUGCAUUUGCGGCUGGUUUCUCUCUUUACUUUGUCUAA